Knipowitschia caucasica is the source of this 429-nucleotide messenger RNA. Lineage: Eukaryota; Metazoa; Chordata; Actinopteri; Gobiiformes; Gobiidae. The record is from the annotation of a GenBank genome assembly.
AUGCGCGGGAUGGGGUCCUUAGGGUGCCUGUGGGAGCGCGGUGGUGAGCUAUGCGGGAAGAAGGGAGAGGCACUGGGUAGGGGGGCUAUACUGCGCGAGGCGGGGAGGGACGUCAGGGAGGCGGAGGACCUGCAGGAGUGGCCAGGGGGGAUAGGGGGGGGAUUGAGAGUGGUGAGGGGGGGAGAGCAAGUCCCCAGAGGCAAAAGCACAGAGACUGAUAGUGACAGCGAGAGUUUACCACACGUCCCGUUAGAGGACGUCCUGUUAGAAGACGUCCUGUUCAAAGACGUCCCGUUAGAAGAAGUCCUGUUAGAGGACGUCCUGUUAGAAGACGUCCUGUUAGAAGACGUCCUGUUCAAAGACGUCCCGUUAGAAGACGUCCUGUUCAAAGACGUCCCGUUAGAAGACGUCUGUGUGGUUCUGUGUUAA